This is a messenger RNA of Leptonychotes weddellii (Weddell seal), 700 nucleotides long. The record is from RefSeq and is a predicted model, not a curated record. Lineage: Eukaryota; Metazoa; Chordata; Mammalia; Carnivora; Phocidae.
ACUUUUGCAUGUGAUGGGCGAUGCGCUGGGCUCGGUGGUCGUGGUGGUCACGGCCAUCGUAUUCUACGUGCAUCCCCUGCAGCCUGAGGACCCCUGUAACUGGCAAUGCUACAUCGACCCCAGCCUGACUAUCAUCAUGGUCAUCAUCAUUCUGUCAUCUGCCUUCCCACUCAUCAAGGAGACUGCUGCCAUUCUGCUGCAGAUGGUCCCCAGAGGAGUCAACAUGGAAGAGCUGAUGAGCCAGUCACCAUGAGAUAGAGCCCGGUCCACUAUGAGGCUCAAAGUCGGAAGACCUUACUUCAUGACAGAUCCCUGAAAUGAGGUUUGAAUGGGUCUUAAUACAUUGUAUGUCCAUGGCUAGGCUUUCCCUUGUGAGGGUGUGAUUUGCGGUGGUCAGGGUAGCUCAUAGCCCUGCCAGCCCUCUGUUUAGUAGCACGCAUUGGGACCAGCUGGUCGAGCCAUUGCUAACAGCUGGUGCUUCUGCUAGUCUUUUCCCCCUGGAUGUUCUUUUCACCUUUUGGAGCCUCCUCUUGGGCAGCAUUGCUUCGUUUACAGUCUCAGAGUCAGUGAGGCGUGGUCAACUCUCUGGCUGCUUUGCUGUACGGAGUUAAAACAGUCAGCCUUCAUUUCCUGCAAUCUCCUAUCUGCCCAAUGCUGCAGGCAGAGGAGGUGGGAGGUGGGGAAGGAGAUACCCAGGAGC